GGGAGGACCAUGGACGCGCCUUUGGGAAGGCUGGCAAGAAAUCUAUUCGACACCAUAACGUGGGCAUACUGGUAUUCCGGGGUUUCAAAUGUGGGGAGAAGGAAUCUCAACGUCGUCUUGGGAGCUUUCAUGACGACGUCGCCGGUGAAAAAGACAUGGCUCGCCAGAGCAGUCGGCGUGGCAAAUAUAUGAGUUGCAUCAUGACCAGGGCAAGGGGCGCGUGUACGAUGGAUGGGCUGAGUAUGGUUUGGCAUUCAUGGGCGGCAUCGGAGUCUCAAUCGCCAGGCAGGGUUGGCGGGCGGGGGCGUUGCAGGCCUGUUUUGUUGGGUGUGAAGCGCAGCGGCUCAGAUACGGUGGACUGUGUUCAGAGCCCGGGUUCGGCAUGUUUCGAUUUUCUUUAUGCCUUCGUCUCGUUUAUGUGUAUACGUUUGUGCUGUACUACUGGCCUGAGCGGAUACAAGCGGGCAUCCAUAAACAGUCUUAAUAAUAUUGGGUUGAACAUGGAAGCGUGGUCGGGCAUGGAACCGUGUAUUCCGGCGCGUCACCUGGGCACAUAUCUUGGGGGGGUGGGGUGGCUGGCGGCAUCCCCAUAUUGCCUGUCAUGCCUUGUGUGGGACCAACUUCGCGGAACCUGGUUCCCGGAUGUGAACACAGAUGGAAGAUGGCCAUGUCUGCCGUCGCAGAGAUGCGGGACUUCCCGACUCUUCCACCCAAACUGCAUUGGCGAGUGCAUGAGUGCGCUCGUACAAUACAAUCCCGCUCGAUGGCGCUGCCGUAUUCACACGUUGGAAGCUCUCACCGUAGCAUCCUUACUACACCAGAACCAUGGAGAGGGCCGAGCUGCCUAGCGCCCUUGGGACGAGGAUUCUUGAUCCCGUCGCUGAUGCAACACCUGGCGUAGCGGCGAUGCUACCGGGUGUCAUGGAGACAUGUUGAUACCUGGGCU
This is a messenger RNA of Parathielavia appendiculata, 946 nucleotides long. RefSeq lists its product as uncharacterized. The transcript has a single exon. Lineage: Eukaryota; Fungi; Ascomycota; Sordariomycetes; Sordariales; Chaetomiaceae. Bases 156 to 848 code for a protein of 230 amino acids. The record is from RefSeq and is a predicted model, not a curated record.